GAAUACUCGAGUGUUUUCCGCAGUCUCACAAUACCAACAAAAUCACACCCCAAAUCUCUCUCUCUCUCUCUCUCUCCACACAAGCGUUAGCAAAAUCUGCAGAAAAUCGCCAGCAGUUUGCAGCUUUCGAUCAUGAAAUUUGCUGCCAACUUCAGCUUAUAGCGAUACCUAUCUAUUUCAUCACAUGGUGAUUGCAGCACCUCACUUUAUUUCCAUGGGUCCUUCAUGGUGCCAUGUUUGUCAUUCUGAAGGCAUUGGUUGCUCUACAUCGUAUGGAGUCACUAGCAAUUGGAUGAGAUCUUCUACCGAGAUUCCAAGAACUUCUGAUAAUUCAGAAGCAAGAUUCAGAUACAAAAACCCGUUUCUUGGAGAUGCCCAAUUCAAUUGGUGGCCUAUUGGUCGUAAAAAUUGCUUGUUCAAAGUUUCUGUUGCUGCAGACUACCCAGAUUCAGUACCGGAAUCAUCUAGUUAUGUUGCGAAGAAUGGAUAUCAUCCACUUGAAGAACUAAAAAAUUGCAAAAGAGUUCGUGAAACUAAGCUGACUGGUGCAGAGAUAGCAAAGACAACUAUUGAGGCCAACACCAGCGCGUUGUUGAUUUUCCCUGGUACAAUACACUCUGAACCACAUGAGCACAUCUCAUGGGCAGAAUAUCCUUAUGUCAUUGACGAAGGCGGAGAUAUAUACUUCAAGGUCCCUGAUGAUGCAAACAUCAUGCAAGAUCCUGAAGCAAGUAACCCGGUGAAUGCUUUAUUUGGAAUGGAUAUUCCACUUUUUGAGAAUCAACUGUUAUCCGUUCCCGAGAGUCAUAUUUCUGAUAACUCUAUUGAUGAUAUUCCUUUCUUCGAUGAUUACUACGAGGAUGAGGUGUUGGGUGGCUUUAUAGAAUGGAGUACACCGAUCGAUACUGCCGGGGUCCAUCCCAUCUAUUUUGCCAAGUGUUUGACAAAGGCUGCUAAUAUGGAGUAUGCUAGAAGGAUGGACCAUCCCUCAAAUGGGGUUUCCGUUCUCGGAUGCCUCAGUCCAGCUUUCGUUGACGAAGAAUUAUAUCUACGAAGGCUCUUCAGUAUUGAAGAUGGCAAUAGCUAUGACCGUAACUGGAAAGACGAAGAAGUAAACUGCAGUGCCUCAAUUUUCUACCGAUUGGAGAUUAUGAGAAUAGAGUUGUUCUCCGUAUAUGGUGUCCAGUCGGCAAUAAGUUUGCAAGAUUUCAGAGAAGCUGAGCCAGAUAUUCUUGUACACUCGAUUCCUGAGAUCGUUGCACACUUCAGUGACAACACAAUGCACUGUAAUCUUGCUCUUAGAGCGCUAUGCAAAAAGAACGGAUUUCUUGUUGAGGAAGCAAAUAUAAUUGGUGUUGAUAGUCUUGGCAUGGAUGUUAGAGUUUUCACUGGGCAUGAAGUGCGAACUCAUCGUUUUCCCUUCAAGAUUCGGGUAAUUAAUCAGACGGGUUGGGUUAACGGGAAAACCACCAAAAAAUGGAAAAUUAAGGAACACCCUAUUAACCAUUUAUUUGUCCGGUAUGCGCAUGUGCAUAAAAGUAAUUUAUUAGGUAUGCACAUGUGCAUAAAAGGCACACGUACAUAGGAACUAGGAAACUUAUUCAAUUACUAUUAUGUACAUGUGCAUAGUGGAGAAAUGAAUGGUUAUUAGGGUGCUCCUUAUUUUUCCAUUUUUUUGUGCUUUUCCCAUGAAAAUCACACAUCAUAGAAAUGUGGUUACCUAUUUUGUGAAUUGAUCUUUAUGUUUUUCUUGGAAGGGUGUCCAAGGCUAUGCUUGGACUAAUCCCGGCAAAUUAUGACCUCAAGAAAUCAGCCGUGGUAAACUUAGUGACCACGAUUGUUGUGUAAGCCUGGAAUCAAACCCUGGGUAUAUGGGAUAUUCCACCGCAUCCCCCAGGAUUUCAACCACUACGCCACAACCCUUGUGGUUUUGAUCCUUGUGUUUUUUCAUACCAUGUAAACGGGACCCAUGGCUGAAAUGAAUCAGACCAUAGCAAAACCUAGA
This is a messenger RNA of Cynara cardunculus var. scolymus (artichoke), 2005 nucleotides long. RefSeq lists its product as uncharacterized. Lineage: Eukaryota; Viridiplantae; Streptophyta; Magnoliopsida; Asterales; Asteraceae. The transcript is spliced from 11 exons. The record is from RefSeq and is a predicted model, not a curated record. The coding region runs from base 185 to 1585 and encodes 466 amino acids.